AUGGAUGGUGAGACUAAAGAGAAGGCUAAUGGUGGCCGCGGCGGUGAUGGCAUCGUUGAGUGGCUUGGUGAGCAACCACCUUCAUCAGUGGUUUUCCUAUGCUUAGGGAGCAGGGGUAGCUUCGGUGACGAUCAGGUGAAGGAGAUGUCCUGCGCACUGGAGCGGGGUGGGCACUGCUUCCUAGUGGUCCCUACGGCUGCCGUCGCCAAACGGCAAAAAUUGGUAGCUCUAUGGAACUCCAACCUCGAGAGCAUAUGGUUUGAUGUGGCGAUGGUUAUGUGGCCCCUGUACGAGGAGCAACAGUUCAAUGCUUUUGAGCUAGUGGCAGAGCUGGACCUCGCAACGAAAAUAAAGAUGGACUACGGGAGAGAUCUCAGGAUAGAGUGUGACAUCGUGAUGGCAGACAAAAUAGAGGCCGGAAUUAGGAAGUUAAUGAAGGAGGCAGGUGGCGAGAGGCAGAAGAAGGUGAAGGAGGUCAGCAAGAAGAGUCAGAAGGCGUUGGUCGAGGGUGACUCCUCUUACUUGCCUCUCGGGUCGGUUAAUGGAGGACAUCUUGAACAAUACGCCAUGACUUAG
This is a messenger RNA of Eucalyptus grandis, 576 nucleotides long. RefSeq names its product anthocyanidin 3-O-glucosyltransferase 1-like. Lineage: Eukaryota; Viridiplantae; Streptophyta; Magnoliopsida; Myrtales; Myrtaceae. The coding region runs from base 1 to 576 and encodes 191 amino acids. The record is from RefSeq and is a predicted model, not a curated record. The transcript is spliced from 2 exons.